This is a messenger RNA of Culicoides brevitarsis, 3137 nucleotides long. RefSeq lists its product as uncharacterized. Gene Ontology annotation, biological process: proteolysis. The record is from RefSeq and is a predicted model, not a curated record. Bases 534 to 3011 code for a protein of 825 amino acids. The transcript has 8 exons. Gene Ontology annotation, molecular function: serine-type endopeptidase activity. Lineage: Eukaryota; Metazoa; Arthropoda; Insecta; Diptera; Ceratopogonidae.
AUAAUAGAGUUAUACUAAAAAGUGACAAUAAUUAUGUUUUAAAGCUUCACCCGAAAGAUUACAACUAUUAUGAUUAUCAUAAAAAUGAAGCAUGUGCUACAUUAAAAAAGGAUAAAAGUCAUAAAAUUCGGAUUACAGCACCAAUAAUGAUGCAGCACGAACACCGAAGAAGAAGUGUGAAUCAAAAUUAACAAACAUGACAAUGUUCAACAAUUAAGUAUUAUGAUCAUGUAGUAAUCGACAACACGACACACGAGUGUUAACAAGCCAGAGAGACAACAAAAGUGUCUCAAGAAAAAAAAAUAAACAAGCACCAAUAAUAAAAGCAACAACAACAAAGAGAUAAGUAAAUACAUACAACAUUAAAUUGUAAUAAAAUAAAAAAAAAAGUGAAACAGAACGAGUGCAUCGACGUUAAUGAUAUUUAAAUGUUGAACGUCCUGUCCCGUGGUCAAGCUUAAAGGCUUUUAACGAUAAUACGCGAGCAAAAAAUAAAAUAAAAGGAGUUAAAGUAAACGAACGAGAGAAGAAAAAUGCAACAAAUAAAAAUAUUUACUCGGUUAUUCCUUCAACUGAUAGUUAUUCUGCAAUGGAUAUCAUUUUAUCAGAUCACAUUUGCCCAAGAGUCUUCCACAGCUGCAUUUCAACUCACAUCGUCGGAGCCACCUGACAUUGCGGUUGCGUUCAACGACACCGCAAACGUCGAUCGAAUCGGUCGAGCUUACCGUCCAAGACCGAAGCAGCACAUUAUCAACAAAUCUCGCCGAUGGAGUCAUCGCAAGAGACACGGACCUGUCUACACGCCGUGGACCGAAUGGUCAAAGUGUGAUAUUCACUGUAAGCAGGAACGGGAGAGAUUCUGCUUGGAUCGCAGGAAAUGCGGCCAAACGCGACAUAUUGAGGAGCGAUUGUGUUCGAGGGCGUUCUGUGAGCCACUCAAACUAGAAACUCUUCCAACUCCCGGACGUCCGAUCUACAACCGACAUCUCGUUCCGAAUUCGUUAUCUGACGGAUAUGCCGCUGGCGCCUCGCAAUAUCCCACGUUCCAAAAUGGUCCCGAUCUGCGUCCACGACCGCAAUUCACACCGCAACCGCUACAUCCACUACAUUCCCGACACCGACCGUUCCCCGGAUCACCUCCGAACUUUGACAAACAGCGUCUCGAACACGAUUUCCGUCCGCAUUAUCGUCCCAUCGACACGCGAUUGCCUCCCAGCUACGCAACUGACUACGCCGACGAAGAUGCCGACGACGAACGCGAUUAUUUCGUCAUCAAGCCGAAACAGAAGCCAAAACGGAAACGCAGAAGGAAAAAGAAGCCGCAAGUAAUUGAAGUCGACUUGAAUGACUCUCCGUACGACGAUCUGGAUGACGACGAUUACGACGCGUAUAACGACGCCACCGAAAAACUCGUUCUCAAGGUGGUGAAACAAACAGAUGCGAUUCGCGAAAAGCCAAAACGGCACAAGUAUUACUUCAAAGACCCGUAUGACCCCUAUUUCACGCGACGUGGCUUCGGAGACCAACUUCCGUCAGCAGCUGCUUUAUCGAGCUCGUUAGCGCUUCCAUCUUCGUGGAAUCCCGCGAAUUCAACAGUAGCGGAACAAACUCUCACCUACGGAAACAUUUACAACAACUUUUCGAAUCCGAUAAAUGUUCAUGCGCAACGCCGGAUGGGUCACGAAACGAGAUCCCUGAAAAAUCGAAGAAAUACUCGAUCAGGCGACACUUUCAAUUCCGACGACUUUGACUACAACUACGACGAUUCACAAGAAGAAUACCCAAAUCGCCGCAUGGACGAAGCUUUUCCCGACAUUCGCAAGGACAAAAAAGCGGUUUUUUCGAUUCCACGACGACCUCCAAUGAGUAACUACACAAAAUGGAGUCGCUGGUCGAAAUGUUCCGCCAAAUGCACGACGCGACGUUUCAAAAAGUGCAAAAUUCAGCAAUAUUGUGGCAAUGAUGUCAUCCGUGAAAUUGCUUAUUGUUACACCGAAGGUAGUUUCUGUCAGGAGUGGAUCGGAAAUCAGUUGCAAUCGAUGAAUCAAGCGUUGGAAUCAACGACGCCAAGCACGACGACAGUCAGUUACACCGUUCCAAGCAGAAAUUCGAAUAGUCGCAAUAAUAACGGAGGAAGAGGAAAAUCACGAAAGCAGGAAAAUAAUGCAAUCGCCUCGAAUCGCAUGUCGUCCAAUAGACGGAGUAGUUGGAGUCAGUCUUCGGAUGUUUUUAGCAGUGACUUUGACUGCGGCAUUCCAGUGGUGCGAGACAAACGGAAGAAUAAUGUUUAUAAUAUGUUGCGAAUUAUUGGCGGAAAGGCAGCUAGACGUGGACAAUGGCCGUGGCAAGUUGCAAUAUUGAAUAGAUUCAAAGAAGCUUUUUGUGGUGGAACGCUUAUUUCGCCUCAUUGGAUCGUCACUGCUGCCCAUUGUGUCCGCAAACGUCUCUAUGUCCGCUUAGGUGAACAUAAUCUCCAGCAACACGAUGGAUCAGAAAUUGAACUUAAAAUCGAAUAUGCAAUCAAGUACCCGAAAUACGAUAAAAAGACCGUCGAUAAUGACGUUGCUCUGUUACGACUUCCAAAGGAAAUCCAGAAGACAACGUAUAUUGGUUUUGCGUGUCUCCCAAAACGGAAUCAACAGCUCCCAAUCGGCGACACGUGCACCAUCAUUGGAUGGGGUAAACGCCGUCACUGGGACGACGCUGGCACAAAUAUUUUACACGAAGCAGAAGUUCCUAUUGUACCAAUAAAUGAAUGUCGUAGUGUUUAUUACGACUACACCAUUACCAAAAAUAUGUUUUGUGCGGGACACAAGCGAGGUCGAAUUGACACCUGUGCCGGUGAUUCUGGAGGAGGUUUGCUCUGUCGAGACGCAUCGAAGCCGCAUCAACCAUGGACUGUCUUUGGUAUCACAAGUUUCGGUGAUGGCUGUGGAAAAAAGAAUAAGUUUGGAAUCUACACGAAACUGCCAAAUUAUGUCGAAUGGAUAAUGUCAGUUAUAAGUGAAUGAAGCGAAUUGGAAUUUUAUUAGUUUGUAAAAGAAAAAAGUUUUAAGGAGAUUUCGUAAAUUAUUAUUUAUAGUUUUUAAACAACGCACGUUAAUAUUAGGAAUAAAUGAAGCAUUUUAUUUAUGAAA